CCAACAGCGGUUGGGUUCAGUGGCAGAUUGGGCCCCGAAGAGAAUGUAACAAUGGAGCUGCCCCCUCCGGGAAUCCGGAGGGUUUCCAUCAACCCUCUAGAGGCACCCCGCAGGUUUUCCAUCUUCCCAGGCGUGAUGCCCACCCGCUCAUCUUUGGGCUCGUCUUUGGCCUCCGCUGGCACCCCGAAGCCCUCCAUCCAUAGCAGCCUGAGGGCCCCGAGCCUGAUGCCGAGCCCCAUUCCCCAGAAGAGCUCCCUCAGCCCCGCCGACGCCAUGCGGCGCAGGGCGUCCAACGUCUCCUCCGUGCACUAUGCCGACGAGCAAGGCAAGCCGCCACCCUUGGACGAAGACAAAGAGAAGGACAAGGGCAAGGGCAAGGGCAAGGGCACCGGGACGCGGCUGCUGAACAUGCUAAGAAAAACUCUUCAAGGGUCUGACAGUGAAGAAAUGGUAAUAGCACAGGAAACACCAAAUUUGAUACCAUUUGGAGAUGUGGUCGGCUGCCUGGCUGUUCACAUAAAGACUUGUAGACAGUUUUCUCACAGGUUCAUUAUACAACAGCAUGUUAACAUGUUCAUUCGUGUCUCUAUAAACCACAUCGUGAAAUGCACAAAACUUCGGAACUUGAAAGCUGUUAACAAUGAAAAGAACCUUGUCCUUAGGUUUGAUGAAGUGAAGUAUUUUUCUGUACAGGUUCCCAGACGUCAGGAUGAUGAGCGGAAUAAUAUUUUCUUGGAACUAAUGCAAGAUGGAGGAAACAUAGAAAAACCUCCACUUUCCUUGGGCAGUGUUGAAUCACACCUUUAUGAAGUAAUACAGAAAGGCUGCUUUACCGAAGUAUUGCAAAUGAUGCAUAGACACACCUUUAUCUGCAGGUUGGAGGUAGAGUUCAUGUUUUCCUACGGAAACUUUGGUUAUGGAUUUUCACAUCAGUUAAAACCUCUUCAAAAAAUCAUCGAACCAUCUAUGUUUAUGAAGAUUGCACCUCCUCCAGAAAGAACAGAUCCUGUCACAAAUGUCAUUACUCCACAACGAGUAGAAUACCCAGCAUUCUUAUCCCCAGAAUUUAACGUUACCGUCGGAUCUGCUGAAGCCACCCAGCCAUCUGCGGCGGUGCGACUUGAAAAACUCCGUGAGAAACCCCGGGAAAGGUUUGAAAAAAUGAAAAAGGAGUAUAGAAAUCUGAACACAUGGAUGGAGAAAGCUGAGUACUUAAGAAACCUUAUUACUCCAAAAGUGGUUCACCAAGACUCUGAGGAAGUUAGUUUGAUUGAAGUAUCUGAACACAAUUAUAGUCUAUUGGAAGAAGAGCAUGAAAAUGAUAUCCAUUAUAGAAAAUCUGAUACUAUUUCAACUGAGUCUACGGACAAGAGUGAUAAGGAAAACCUGGUAAUACCAGCUUUGAAACUGUCGGAUGAAGAUUACUCAGAGCCCUUUCUUCAUAAAAACAGUGAAUCGGUGCCGGGAGACAUCCCGCUGCCCCCUAUUCACAGCCUGCAGAUAAUAGAGGAGGAUGAGGUGCAGCACUCACAUGCCCCUUUUGUGUGGGAAGACAAGCCACAGGAAGAGAGAAGUGUGAUGUUGCCAUUGGAUGAACAGCUGAUCCCCAAAACUUCAAGCAUUUUAAGAAUAGCCUCUUCUCUACAGGAGGUUAGGCAAAAAAGGGAAAAAUUUCCUCAUUUUUCAGAUGUGUUAACAAUACCUGAUAAGCCCUUAGGACAAGAAAAUACAAAUCAAAAAGGGAAAACUUUCAUCCAGUUAAGGAAAUCUUGGGAAACACAUCCUACUGACAUAGUCAGUUGCCUCCGAAAGGUGGCUUUUACACAAAAAGAGUAUACUACACCAGUUUUCAGAGGGGAAUCUGCAGAAUUCAAACCCAAACAUCAGAAAUUCAUCAAGGGUGGUCUUGAUCCUUUUCUAAGGAACAUAAACAGCAAAAUGUCAUUCAGAAAGAAGAAAGACCAAGACACAUACAGAUAUCCAAGCACUGUAAGUACAGAAGUUGCAGAGCACGAAGAUCAAGACCCUCCUUACCCAGAACAUCCAAGGUCUGCAGGAUCUAAUACAACCUGGGCUAAUGAUCCUAACCUCAUCACAAUCCACAUGGUGACCAAAAAGAAUAAUGUGCCUCCUGACCAUACUACCACCACCACAAUGACUUCAGACAGGAAGAACAAGUUGCCACAUGAUCCUACUCUCAACACAACAAACACUUCACAUACAAAGAGUAUAUUUACAAGUGAUAAUCCCGUUAUCACCAUAACAAAGAUUUCAGAAUCUGAUUAUAAACUGUCAACUGAUCCUAGUUCCAAGACAACGAAGCCUUCAGAGACAAGGCUAUCCAGCGGCCCUAGUUCCAAUACAACAAAGUCUUCAGAGACAAAACUAUCCAGUGGCCCUAGUUCCCAUACAACGAAGCCUUCAGAGACAAAACUAUCCAGUGGCCCUAGUUCCAAUACAACGAAGCCUUCAGAGACGAGGCUAUCCAGCGGCCCUAGUUCCAAUACAACAAAGCCUUCAGAGACAAGGCUAUCCAGCGCCCCUAGUUCCAAUACAACGAAGCCUUCAGAGACAAGGCUAUGCAGCGCCCCUAGUUCCCAUACAACGAAGCCUUCAGAGACAAGGCUAUCCAGCGGCCCUAGUUCCCAUACAACGAAGCCUUCAGAGACGAGGCUAUCCAGCGGCCCUAGUUCCCAUACAACGAAGCCUUCAGAGACGAGGCUAUCCAGCGGCCCUAGUUCCCAUACAACGAAGCCUUCAGAGACGAGGCUAUCCAGCGGCCCUAGUUCCCAUACAACGAAGCCUUCAGAGACGAGGCUAUCCAGCGGCCCUAGUUCCCAUACAACGAAGCCUUCAGAGACGAGGCUAUCCAGCGGCCCUAGUUCCCAUACAACGAAGCCUUCAGAGACGAGGCUAUCCAACGGCCCUAGUUCCCAUACAACGAAGCCUUCAGAGACUAGGCUAUCCAGCGGCCCUAGUUCCCAUACAACGAAGCCUUCAGAGACAAGGCUAUCCAGCAGCCCUAGUUCCCAUACAACGAAGCCUUUAGAGACGAGGCUAUCCAGUAGCCCUAGUUCCCAUACAACAAAGCCUUCAGAGACAAGGCUAUCCAGUGGCCCUAGUUCUAAUACAACGAAGCCUUCAGAGACGAGGCUAUCCAGUGGCCCUAGUUCCCAUACAACGAAGCCUUCAGAGACUAGGCUAUCCAGUGGCCCUAGUUCUAAUACAAUGAAGCCUUCAGAGACGAGGCUAUCCAGCGGCCCUAGUUCCCAUACAACAAAGUCUUCAGAUCCUAGUAAGUUGAGCCAUGAUUCUAGUAUUAAUGCAAGAAAGUCUUCAGAUACUAAUAAGUUGUCCCAUGAUGCUAGUAUCAUUUCAACAAAAUCUUUAGAUAGUAAGAAUAAAUUGCCAAGUGGUAAGCCUACUGUCAAUUCAGAUCUUACUACCAACACAGCGAAAACUCCAGCUAUGAGGGACGAGUUAGCAUGGGAUCCUGCCACCGUCACAGUAGACUCUUCAGCUAUGGAGAGUAAGUUAGAAGAACAGCUACCAGAUGUAUCUUUACCAAACUGCCGAAGAGAACCAUCAGUGACUGGAAAUGUUAGCAUAUAUCACCCCUCAAGCUCAAUCAAUUUUACCUCUGAUAUUGAAAAUUUAAAACAGUCAAUAGCACUCAAAUCAAUUUUAAGUAAAAAUCUGCAAGACCUUUCAGAUGAGUUAUUUUCUACACCAGAAGCCUGCACCAAUGCCGAGGAGAUGCAGGGAAGCUCCCCUCUGCCUCUAGGUGUGCAGGACAGACCAUCAUGUGGGACAGAAGACAGAGUGUUUGAACAAGUCCAAGACAUAAACAGCUGGCUUUCACCCAAAGACAUUCUGAAUUCACAGGCUCUUUUAAGUCCUGUGAUUAAAAGUGUUCCUCAAGAUUUACUUCCGGAAGGCGGGCCAGGAACAUCUUCAGACAUAGAAGAUGUCUCUGACAAACACUUAGAGGCUGCUGAAAUACCCUUUCCAAUGAACAGAAAGAGCAGUUUCAAAACCAAACAUUUAGUAAGUGAAGUAUCAGGUUCCGAUCAGGGUUUAAAUGGCGGUGUUCAUGACUACGUCAUUAAGCAGAUAUUCACUGCACCCAUAUUCUCGAAGCUAGAGACAGGAGCAACGGUACUGAGCGAGACACAGAUGGCCUUACAGGACCAACUGUUCACAUACUGGGAGAGAACUACAUCUUCACAGAUUCUUACCUACGAAGAAAAAAGCAAUGGAGCUCCUUUGUCACGGCCAAAAUCCGGGAUAAGCACAAUAAUACAGUCGUUUCCUGUAGAAACUCUUUUAGAUUCUGGGAUAAUCAAAGUGAUACAACUAGAUAAAGAAAACCAGAGCUCUCUGUUGGACAUACAGACAGCCUCUCCUGAGGAAAAGCUGCAGAAUCCCACAGAGCAGCACCAUAAUGUCAAAAGCCACACAAAACUGCUUUCAAGACAGACGACACCUAGCACUAAGCCCAUAGAGACCUCUGUGAAUGCAGCUGAUUACACAGAAGACAGCCAAAGUACGUCGGCACAAGAGCCAAACUACCCAAAAGCAGAAAGAAAGUCUGACUCCCCAAAUGAACACCAGAGACCGGACACGGAGGAGGCUGGGCUCAGUUCCGCUGUAAAGUCUCUAAGUAACUUAAUGGGCAAUCUUAAAGACACAGACUCAGUCAUAUUAAAAUCCAUCCUAAAAAGUAUCUUCAAAAAUUUCUUCAAAUACAAUCAGUCUGAAAGAAGAGAGUAUCUAGACAAACAGUUUGACAGACUAACACAACAUUCUUCACCACGUGGUACAGAACACUUAGAAAAAACGCAAGAGAAUUUUAAUAAAGCGGGCAAAGCAGACAAGAAGCCCAUUCUGGAUCCAAAGCUGUCUGUGUUUCUAGAGAAACUCUCAGAGUCAGAAGUAAAAAACAUGAAGUCUGAGUUAAGCAAGCACAUUCAGCAUUACCUUCUAGAAAAGCUCUCAGAGGCAGGCCACAUCACCAAGGAGGACUUACCCCAAAUUUACCGAAACCUGUAUCUGAUGAACGAGAAAACAGAGUUAAAAGAGCAAAGCUCUUUUCAGGACAAGUAUUCCAAAACUGUUGAGGAAAUCAUGUCCUUUGUAAAUAAUUUUAACCAUCAUUUCAUAGAUAAACAUUUAGAAAUAAAGCUUAGAUCUUUUCUAAAUGAAAUUCUCCAAAAUUAUUUCGUGAAGAAUCUUUCAGGGAGCAAUUUAUUCAAUGAGACAGACGGUGUGGCACUCCGUCCCAGCAUGUCCUCCAUGGCGAGUAACAGCUCUUCAAAGCCUCUGCACGGGCUGGGGCAAGACAUUGCCAGCGGGCAUUUUGGUUCAAGGCUCAAAAUAAACAUGAAAUACCCUUUCAACGAAUCUCUACAAAAUUAUCUUAAACCUUUAUCAGAAAAUGAAUUAUUAAGCCUAAAAGCUGAUUUGAGCAAAUAUGUCCAGAUCCUCUUUAUAGAUAAACUUCAUAAAUCAGGACUAAUGACAGAGAGGCAACUAAAGGGAAUCAGCCAGCAAGUUAACUCACUUAAUUCGCCUCCCAUGCCAUUCAAAUACAUAACCACAGAUUCACCUUUUAGAGAUGAAGGCAGCUUUAUGAGGGAGGAUUCAGAAGAGCAAAAGAAAUAUCCGAAAACUGGUCAAAAUACCACCUUUCGAACAUUUCUUGAAGAUAUAUGUGGAGAAACAGAACCGACCAGAAAGGGAGAAAAAGGAAGCUCCUUUUCACACAAUUUAAAAGAAAAUCCAUCAACAUCUUGGGAACAUAAACACGUUUAUAGUAGGGAAGUUAAAACAUUAAUGAAAGUACAACCUUCUUCCAAGAAAAACAUCCAGGCAAUUCCAUUAAAUAAGUCACCAGAAAGACCUGCAGAUAUAUUACUUAAGAAACACAAGCAAGACCAUGGUUUCAUGCAACUUCCUCAAGCAGAAAAUUCUAUUUACAGAACAGAGACUCAAGAGCCAUACAGUUGGGAUGGUAGAGCAAAACCAAUUCAGUCAAAACACUGCUUUGAAAAGACACUAAAAGUGAAGGCGCUUGAGAAAAGGGAUAACAAUAACAUUUGCAAACUGGCUGUUCAGGAAAGAGCUGAUCCAGGAUUUUCACCUUACCUAAAACUUCCUACCUGCAAAACAGCAAGAGAAAAUGAACACUUGAACAGGCUCUCCUUCCCUACCUGGCGAGCUAACACUUUCAUUUAUGUCAACACAGAAAAUGGGGAGCAAUCAAAAUUAGACCAGUAUUGUCAGAGGUGGAAAGAAAAUAAUAAUAAUAAUAAAAAACACUUGGUAACAUUUGCACAAUUCAAAAAUGAAAUGGAAACUCUUUAUAUAAACCCGUAUGAAGACUGCAAAGAAAAAUGUGCCAGGGGUGCUGAAUCGCAGUCGUUUCGGUACAAAGAGGAGGAGAGAAACUCCAGGCCAUCUUUCUUCCCAGAAGUACUGACGAGAGAAAACAUGAAAUCCAAAAGAAAAGAAAGAGAUUACACCACCAAACCAAAGAAGUCAUUUCACAAGAUAGUCAGGAUACUGCCAGCCGCACUGCCCACUGCAAGACCUCAUCUCCGGAAAUCUGUUCCAAGGACCUUACUCCACUGGACUGCGAGGAGAACUAUACACGAUUGUUUGGAUAGAUUCGACGAUUUACAAAUACCCUCAGUUAAACGUCCUAAAAACUCAAAAUCCAGAUCAAGACUUUUAGGCAAGAGUCCAGAUGAUUCCUAUAAUCAGGCAAAACACUGCGCACGACCAUCCACCGCUCCAGAGUCUAACAAGCGACGGGAAAGUGUCACCGGGAAAUUCGCAAGUCCUCGGAUGGUCUCGGCGGGCUUAGUUCAUAUCCAUGACACCACCCCAGAGUAUGAUAUACGGAAAGUGAGGUCCAAAAGAAAAUUAAAAGAGAAUAUUGAAAAACGUCCGCUCAUUUAUGAUAUUAUCCAGAUGUUAGACACUGCAGAAUAAUACGUGUGGCCACCAGUCAGAAUAUAAUUUCUCCAUUAACAAAAUGGUUUGGAGAUCUAUCCUUGUGAGUGAUAGAAGUCAACAACGAAAUUUCAUCUUGUUAGACCAUUUUGUUAUGAUUAAAAUGAAAAAUAAACACA
This is a messenger RNA of Peromyscus eremicus (cactus mouse), 7136 nucleotides long. It is a transcript of the gene Catspert, whose product is annotated as C2 calcium dependent domain containing 6. Lineage: Eukaryota; Metazoa; Chordata; Mammalia; Rodentia; Cricetidae. The record is from RefSeq and is a predicted model, not a curated record. The transcript has 19 exons. Bases 52 to 6996 code for a protein of 2314 amino acids.